Molecule: messenger RNA, 1112 nt
Organism: Ambispora leptoticha
Lineage: Eukaryota; Fungi; Glomeromycota; Glomeromycetes; Archaeosporales; Ambisporaceae
Source: the annotation of a GenBank genome assembly
AAGAAUCCCGAACGUUGGUCACUGGUGGAUUUUGACGCGUGGGCUAUUGCCAACAUCGCUGGCACCCGAAUUGCAACAGCACACCGGUCCUUUUAUAAGGGUUUGAAUGCCAUACUCUCACGGGACACAUCCAACGAAAACGAAAUUAAACAUGCUCUUCGUUUAUUGGGUACAAAGAAGGAUGAUAUAAAAUCAAAUAAAUCGCUUUGGAAAAAUACGGAUGCUUUGCAAAUGGUUCAUCAAGCAACAGAAGUUGUUAGGGCACAUACCGUGCUUGAUAAUCUCACGAGGGAUCGUGUCGAAGGGCUUAUCGGUCACAAAAGAGGUCGCGGUGAUGACGGCAUAGAUGAUUAUGAAAAUUCAUUUAUCGCCCAACAGGAAAUUUGUCAAAAUGACGAUGAAAAUCUUGAGCAACCCUUACACGUUGCCAGAAAGGGCAGCAAAACGUCGAGAGAUUGUCACAAAAAUUCAGAGCAUAAGGGCAAUGAUGAAGGCAAUGAUGAAGGCAAUGAUGAAAGCAAUGAUGAAAGCAGCGAUGACGAGUCCCCAUGUGAGUCAGCCAGGAAGCGAUUGGGGACUUUAUCCAACUUUCAAGUGGAGACCACACGACAGCUAGAAACCCUCAACAAUACUUCAGAUUCUUCCUAUUAUCCCAAUUCUGAGAGUUCAGAUUCAGAUAGCAUCAACCAAGUUGAAUCUGAAUACCGGCAAGAAUGGUUUGUUGGUUUAGGAAGUGAGGAAUGGGUGUUAAACAAGGACGUAUGUCAGUGGAUAGUUGAAGAUGUGAACGUAUCAGCCAUGUUCGUGAAAUACCGUCAAUUAUCUGUUCAGAAAGCAUCCCGUGAUAGGAUGGAAAGUGCAGCGGAAAUCCUUUCUCUAAAUCACAUCUUUUUGCUUGAAGAAGACAGCGAAAUUGGAAUCCGGGAGAUAUUCGACGGAGAACUGUGGGCAACGAUGUUCAACAGCAUUAAAACCGAGUUUGUCUCUUCACAACUCUCAGAUCAUGACGCUGCAAGCAAGACUUUAAUGGAUUGCAAACUACUUCUCCGAGAAUGGCAGCAACAGAUGGAUAGAGAGAAGGAAGAUAUUAUUUUGGAGCUUUUUGAAUCGAU